CACAAAUCGUUUGGAUGAAUAAAUCCGUUGACACAGUCUGCAAGCCAGGCUGGACACACGCCCUCCCCAGCCCAGGCCUUGUUGAGUGUGUCUGCGAGGGCUUGACAGGACGGCGGCCAUGGACGUGAGAGCCAUCCGUGUGCUGACACGAAAAGCCCCCGCGUCCAAGACCGCCAUCCCACACACACCUCAACACAGCAACAGAGGGAUCUUUUGGUACUUCCACACAAACCACCGGCAUAUCGACGAACGAUACCAAAAGAUCGCACGCCUAAUUCUGCUUGUCAGGAAAAGGACACUGUCUUGCUUCAUGUGUCUGUGGGCAUCGAUGCCUUGGGCGUCAACAACGGCGGUGCCAAUACAGCGACCCGACAGAUCUGUGUCGGGCCGUGUAUUGUCAUCGCUGCUGCCGACGCACAAAGCGACCAAUGCCGCGACACACAGAGCGUCCAUCGUGUGCAUAAAGGAACCAAUCACCGCACACACAGAGAGAUCACACACACAGGUAGAUAAGCGAGACAGCUGGGGAGAGGGAGAGAAACCACUGCGAGCGUGCGUCUGUUGACGGCUCGCCUGCGUCCACACACACACACACACACACACACAUAGACGACACAUACAAGGAAAACUCCUUCCACAAACAAGCAAAGAAACUACCAACCAGCAUUGAAAGCGACAACACAACAGGAUGGCACGUCAGAGCUUCGCCAUAGGCCCCCCACCGACCCCGGCCGCGUUGUUGGUGUCGGCGCCCUCGUAUAUCUCGUUGACGAGGGCGUUGUACUUCUGCAGCACCACCGGCCGCUUGAGCUUCAGGGUGGGCGUCAGCUCGCCAGACGCCACGGUGAAGUCGGCAGGCAACACGCGCCACUUGCGGAUCUGCUGCGCACUGCAUGGACGACACACGGGGAGAGAGAUGUGUCUGUGUGUGCUGGUGUGCUGGUGUGUGUGUUAUUGACAGCUUCCUGACCGUGAAGUGGCUCUGCUGUUGACCCGCUGGAUGCCCUCAGCCAGCAGCUCCUGAAUCACCUGCAAAUCGACGGACCAUCUCCCUUCCUCCCGCCCCCAUGCCAUGUGUGUGAGAGCCCAGCCUAGGUUAGGCACUGUACCGGGUGUGUUGCAGCGGCCCUGACGCUGGUUGGUGGGUUGGCGACCCCCCGUGUGCGCAUGAGCUUGGCCACGUCAACGCUGAGGGUGUCGGUCGGCUGCAUGUUCUCGUCCACCUCUGACUUGAGGCACACCAGCAGCGACAAGAAGGGCUUCCUGUCCCCUAUCAGCUGACAGUUGCUCAGGAACGGCAUCUCCUCCUGACGAACAAGACAGACAGGGGCAAUAUCAGCAAUCAGCAGCAGGGUACACCACGUCAUGACCGUGUGUAAGGUUUUAAGGGAGAGGGAGGGUCUGGCGUGCUGACCAUACUUUGCAAAUGUUUUCGAUGAGAACUGGCGGGAUGUUCUCGCCUCCUGCCGUGAUGAGCAGCUCCUUGAUGCGGCCAGUGAUGUAGAGAAACCUGCACACCACACCACACCACACCACACCACACCGACACACACGUCUUUGUCGGCCUGUUUGUUUGUCCUUCCCCCACCCAUCCAUCCGUCUACUCACUCACCCGUCGCUGUCGGUGUAUCCGAUGUCGCCCGAGUGCAGAAAGCCGUGCGAGUCGAUCGUCUGACGAGACGCCUGAUCGAUGCACACACACAUCGCCUGUCUCUGCGAGUGUCGGCUUUUCCAACUGCACCCACCUCUUCAUUCUUGAAGUAGCCCAUGAAGACGUUGCGGCCCCGCCAGCAGAUCUCACCGUGACCACGGGCUGAUCGUCACACACACACGCGCACCUCAAUCACACACACAUUGAGAGAGACAAGCGGUCCGUCUGGGGGGACGUACCAUCAGGGUGAUCUAUCCUCAGUUGCGUGCCGGACAAUGUCUGGCCGGGAGACCCAACACGGAACCUAUAUAACACAUUGAUUGACACAGAAAGAAGAGCGAGUAGAGAAAAGAUGAGAACCAUCCCCCCAUCCCUCUCACCCACCAGCCACCCCCAACUAACUGCCUGACAUACCUUUUGGGUAUGUUGAUGUUGAGUGUGGAUGGCCCGGGCGACUCGGACAUGCCGUACAUGUCACAGAUGGGGAUGCCCAGCGACAGAAAGUACUCCUGCGUCGCCUUGGGCAGCGGAGCCGCACCCGCACCGAACCCGCGACACCUGUCGAAACCCAACGCCUCGCGAACCUUACUGAACACCUGCAAAGUGGGGGCAUAUCGAUAUAGAGGGAGGGAGAGGGGUUAGUGGCUUUUCCGACGUGCAUGUGGCUGUCUGUCUGUCUGUGUGGGUUACUUACCAGGCGUUCGGCGAUGGAGAAUCCGAAAGGCACUUUGUCGCCCUCCAGCAGGGCAUUGGUGCCCCGGCUGCCCACCGCCUUGGCCCACUCAGCCAACCGCUUACGCAAACCUGUCGACUACACACACACAAAAGAGAAACACACACACAGACACACACACGGAGAGAGAUAUAUAUAUCGUGUCUGCCCUGCCUGCGGGAAGACCCCUCCCUCACCGAUUGAUUCGACUUACCUGUGCGCCGAUGGCCUUCAUUUUCUCUUCGAUUUUCUCCCAUAUCCGUGGUGGUGCGAAGAAGAAGGUCGGCCGCACCUCCCGCACCGUGUCCAUGAGGGUGCCCCUGAGGGCGUCCGGGGCCGCAAAGAAUACGGCCAUGCCACUGGCCAAAGGGAUGAACACAUCUAUCAUCUAGUGGACACAGACAGCACAAAGACAGACAGACAGACAGACAGGGAAAGGAAAGACGUCAGUCACCGUACCGUCUGGUUGUACCAUACCUGUCCGGCUAUGUGUGAGAGAGGGAGGUAGGACACGGCGCAGUCGUCGUUGUCGUACUUAGCCGAGGCGGUGCACUGGCCGGCCACCCAGGUCAUGUUGUCGUGCGACAGCAUCACGCCCUUCGGCACACCAGUCGUCCCACUCGUGUAGCACAGCGAACAGCACUGCAGCCAUCCGUCAAGCCAUCCACACCACAGACAGAGUGUCUGUCUGUUUGCCGGCCGAUCGACCAAGCCACGAGUGCCUUCCUUACCUGUCCAGGCCUGGCGGCCUCCAUCCGUGCAGUGAGGUCCCUCUCCCUCACUGCGGCGCUCUUGGCCAUGAAGUCGUCCCAGAACAGCACCGUCACCGAACUCAUUGCCGGGUCCAGAUCUGCCAAUGCAGGCGGCCUCUCGGCGUACAUGACCACCACCCGCAGCGUCUUGGCCCUUCCCUGCCGCUUCAGCGUCGCCACCUUGUUGAGCUGCUCGACCGUGUCGAUGACCAGCACGGGCGCCUCGGUGUCCUCGAGGAUGUGCCCCACAGCGUCGGCCUGGUUGGUCGUGUAGAUGCCCACAGAGAUGCCGUGGGCGAACAUCGCCCCCAGCUCGGCUAUGAACCACGCCGGCGCGUUGUAGCCCAGGAUGCACACUCGCGCGUAGUCGGGGAAGCCGACAGCAAUGAGGCCCUUGGCGAAACGGCAGACUUCGUUCCAGAACUGCUGCCACGUGAGGCUCUCCCACGGCGUGUUGGGCUGCCCGUAAGCCUUCUGCCAGAACAGCGCCGCCCGCGUCUUGUACCGCCUCACCGUGUCAGCAAACGACUCGAUGACGGUGAUUGGCGCCUCGCUGCCGGGGCCGUAGUCGGCCACGCGGAUGGGCAGCUCCGUGGCGACGUCUGUGGUCCAGAAGACGUUCCUGCCGCCGGUCUCGUGGGCGUUUUUGACGAGUUGGUGGAUGGAGAGGCGCGCGGAGAGGUCGGGGGGGAAAGAGGUGGCCUCGGUGGACAGCACAGUGCCCGCGGGGGGCGGCUCGUGGGGGUACACGAUGGACACCAUGCUGAGAGAGGGAACACAGAGCACACGCAACACAUCCAUGCAGGUGACCUCUCUGUGGAGCUCUUCUGGCGGACAUGCACACCUUGAAGCAGAGAGACCGAGUUGCCCGCCUGCCUAUGAUCUCAUGCGACGAGCCUGGCCUGCAUCGGAUGCAUCCACAGACACACACAUCGAUUCGGUGCUCGUUAGUGCUCCCUCCCUCCUUCCCCCUCCGCGUGUGCCCUUCCUGCACGCACCGUCAAUGCCCUCGCCUCACGUGUCUAAAGAGAAAAACAGCCGAAAGAUGUGCGAGCUCAGAUUGCAGAUCUCAAGGUGAGAAAGUGGCUGAUGUGACCGCCCAUCUAUCGGCAACUGCUGCUGCUGCUCGCCUUCUCUCACAAAACGUGGCUUGCCGCCGGGCGCAGAGCCGCCAUCUGUCACAUGAGAGGCCAUGUUCGGUGCGUCGCGGAAGCCGCCAUUACCCCAGCAGCCGCGCCCCAAGGCGUCAGCACCGCCCCGCCAGCCGCCACCGCCACACUCGCCGCCAGAGCUGGACGACGAAACACUUGAUCUGGCCUUGAGCUCCGGGCUGCUCUCGCCCCGUUCCACAAGCACUGCCAUAUGGGUGCCAGCAUCACCGUCGCCGUCGGUGUGCCCGCAGCCGAGCGAGGCCGAGUCGACGCUUUUUUCUCUGGAGGGCAUGGAGACAAACACAGACGCCGACACGAGGGCGCCCUCUGAGGCCUCGUCCGUGAGACGGUCGACCCUCUGCGGCAAGGAUGUGGAGCGGUCCACCGAGUCGCUGCCGAUGCCAUCGCCUUCGCCAGUGCCGCUGCCCCUACCACCGAGAAAUGGCGGUCGGGGUGUUGGUGGGGUUGAGCGGCCGUACCCGAUUGGUGGUGAAGGUGCCGGGGGAUUGUUGUCCUCCUCAUCGGUGGUGCCAUCGCCUGUGGGUGUCAACACGGUGGCGUUGCCGGACGCGUCGCCCGAGUUUGGCUCCAGGAUGAGGGAGCGGAAAAGACACGCCGACAU
This is a messenger RNA of Vitrella brassicaformis, 4888 nucleotides long. The record is from the annotation of a GenBank genome assembly. NCBI's taxonomy places the organism in Eukaryota, Vitrellaceae.